This is a messenger RNA of Ixodes scapularis (black-legged tick), 1767 nucleotides long. Its product is annotated as putative E3 ubiquitin-protein ligase UNKL. The coding region runs from base 1 to 1767 and encodes 588 amino acids. The transcript has a single exon. Gene Ontology annotation, molecular function: metal ion binding. The record is from RefSeq and is a predicted model, not a curated record. NCBI's taxonomy places the organism in Eukaryota, Metazoa, Arthropoda, Arachnida, Ixodida, Ixodidae.
AUGCCGUUCCUUCCAAGUCUGGCUCUCGAGGUUGGCGAAUUCAAUAGUUGCGGGCGCCUCCUCGCGGUGCAUCAAGCUUUCCUAGCCGAGCAGCGGGGCUGGCCCCCGGGACGGCCAUGCAGCACGUUCUCCAGGCCCGGCAGCAAGCUCAACUGUGAGGCGGGGGCCGGGGACUUGAGAAUGCUGCCGUCGGGGGCCGACAGCAGUGCCGAGCUGGAGACUGAGAAGCCGGCCCACCGGCGCUACCUGCGAGAUUUCCGGGUAGAGCAGUGCCCCUACUUCCCGAACUACAAGUGCCAGAACCACAAGCCAUACACCUGUUUCUACUGGCAUUUCCCAAACCAGCGUCGCCGGCGUCCGACGCUUACUCUCGACGGUGCGUUCAAUUACAGCCCAGACGUGUACUGCGCCACGUACGACGAAAUUACGGGAGUGUGUCCGAACGGGGACGACUGCAGCUUCCUGCACCGAACGCUGGGGGACACGGAGCGACGUUACCAUCCCCGCUACUACAAGACGGUCAUCUGCGUCCACGAGGCUGGCACGCAGGGUCACUGCUCGAAGAACGGUCCCCACUGCGCGUUUGCACAUGGACUUCAGGACCUGCGCAACCCCGUGUACGGUAGCGUCGAGUGCCGCAUUUUGCGCCUGGGUCUGUGGUUGCCGCCUGAGUGUUGGGCCACCUUUCUACACGAGGACCCCAGCUGGCAGGACGUGGGGUAUGUCUUGACCCACUACAAGGUGCAACCCUGCCUGCGUCCUCCGCAUCUCGGUCUCUGCCGCAUGGGUCUGGCCUGCCCCAACUACCACGAUUGUCGCGACCGGAGGCGCAGCCCACCCAGCCAUCACUACAGCUCGACGCCGUGUCCCAGCGUGCGCCAGGGAACCGAAUGGAGUGACGCGGACAGCUGCGCCGAGGGCGACCUGUGCAGCUUUUGCCACGGCCGCACAGAGCAAAAAUUUCACCCAGAAAUCUACAAGUCCACGAUGUGUAACGACUUCCAGCGCACCAACUACUGCCCCCGGGGACCCUUCUGCUCGUUCGCCCACUCUGAACACGAGACGGCCCAAGUAAGGAAAGUGUACGGUGCCAUAUUAUCCUCGCUUACCAGUGACAACCCAAAUUCUGGAACGCCGUUCGACGAAACCCCGCCCGCCUUGGCAGCAGAGGACCUCGAAAGUGUCCAACUCCCGCCAUUCGGCUUUGACCCCGCCCCGGGUUCGGGACGACCAGCCCUCGAGGGUCCCACGCCGUCGCGGCCUGAAGGUCCCCCGGCCGUCACGGAAACGAUUCCUCAAAGCGAAGAUGACAAGACACUGGUGGAAGUGGUGAGCUCGGUCAUUACUAGCGUGAUCAGUUCAGCCGAUCUCCUCUGGGACCCGAAUGUGGAGGCCAGUCAAGCUUGCGCCGACUACUGUUAUCCCUGGUUAACGCGCAGUUUCGGAUCGCUGACCAAGGACUGCCGCAGUGUCUGGGAUCCAUCGGGAAUCUGGGCGGACCAGAGUCUCUAUGCGCCCAAGUCGUGCCUCAUGUGUACCGCCUGGAAGCGCGAGGCGAGGGCCUCGGCACGCCGAGAGCAGCUCGCCGAACAAGAGAAGCAGAGGGCCCUGGCAAAACUCGGCGAACUCGAGAAGCGUCUGAGCGACGCCGUGCGACCCAGGAGCAAGGCUAGGCGGGAACUCUGGGAGGCUUCCCAAGCAAAACUUGUUGAAAACACUUGUCAAAGUUGUGAGAAGGCUCCAUGUUGGACCAGGGAAGACGCUUGA